Messenger RNA from Drosophila persimilis, 1531 nucleotides. RefSeq names its product gustatory receptor 8a (gene Gr8a). The record is from RefSeq and is a predicted model, not a curated record. The coding region runs from base 356 to 1531 and encodes 391 amino acids. Gene Ontology annotation, biological process: sensory perception of taste. NCBI's taxonomy places the organism in Eukaryota, Metazoa, Arthropoda, Insecta, Diptera, Drosophilidae. The transcript has 4 exons. Gene Ontology annotation, cellular component: membrane.
AUAACUCUCGAAAAAAUGGGAGCAGUGGCCCUAAACGGAUGCUCAGAAGGUACGAAUUUUUAAGAAGUACUUCUAGCAUACAAAACCUUCGAUUCUGAUUGGAAAAUUCAGUUUUCUGUUGCGUCUUUAUGAAAUAAAUAGCCAAAACUCUUAGGUACAGGGUACACCAGUUUGAUGGCUUAUAAUUUCCAAUCUGUUUCCUUUUUCCUGACACACAUAAUGUAUAAAACCUUGGACGCUUAAUGGUAUCCCUGGUGUCCAAUCAGCAGUUGCCAUCAGCCACUGAAGAUGUGUCGAAGGGAUAAGCCUGAAAGCCAGUAGUAUUAGUCAGAAGCCCGAGGACAGAGGCCAGUAUAUGAUGAGCGGGCGUUUGGGCCGCGUCCUGCACUUUCAUCUGCGUUUCUACCAGGUGCUCGGCUUCCAUGGCCUGCCUCUGCCAGGGGAUGAACGGCCGCACAGGACGCGCCAAUUGCUCCGAGCCUGGAGCCUGUUCAUCCUUAUGGGGUUGAGUGGAAUGGUAGCCGUGUGCCUGACCAGCGAUCUGGAGUUUCUCUAUAAGGGCGACCUGUUCGGCUGCGUGAACGAUGGCAUGAAGUUCAUAUUCUCAGAGCUUGCAGUGCUGUCCAUCUAUGCUGAGACGAUGGCCAGCCAGCGGCCCCUGGCCCGCUUCUGGUGGCUCCAUGGGAAGCUCAACAGGCAGCAGCAGCACGGCAGCAGGCGGCUGUCCCGGCCAGUCUCCAUACGCAGCGAACUACGUCAGUACCGACGCUACCUGAUCUCGCUGUACGGCAUCUUGGUGGGGGAGAUCCUCAUCAAUAUCUGGCUGUGGCAGGUGCAGCCCGCCGACAUGCACUUGAUACUCUUCUGGAGCACAUUCGAGCCGCUCGUUUUCCUCAUGUACAUGCGGAACGUACAGUUUGUGCUGCACAUGGAGCUGCUCCGCCAGCAGCUGGCCCAGCUCGAACGGGAGCUUUCCCUACUGGCAGAGUACUCGCGAUUUGCCAGCCUAACGGGUCGCAGCUUCAAGGACUUUGGGCACUUCCUGCGCCGCCGGCUGUUGCAGAAGCAGUGCGUCUACAACGAUGUGCAUGAGAUGUACACCUGCUUCCAGCGGGCCUUUCGCUUCUCCACACUGACCGUUCUGCUCUCGAUCUAUGUGCGGAUUGCAGUCGAUUGCUAUUUUAUGUACUACACCAUAUACAUAUCCGUUGCCAAUUUGGAUUACUCUUUGAUAUUGCCCGCCUUGUUCGAGAUACCCGCCUUCAUCUAUGCCUCGCAGAGCUGCAUGGUGAUAGUUCCACGGAUAGCCUAUCAGCUGCACAAUAUUGUCACGGAAACGGGAUGUUGUGGCUUUGCAGAUCUUUCCUUGCAGAUUCAGAACUUUUCUUUGCAAAUCCUUCAUCAGCCGCUGCGCAUCAAUUGCCUGGGCGUCACCAUCUUGGACUGUUGUCUGCUCACGCGGAUUGUCUGUUCGGUGGGCACCUACAUCAUCUACACCAUUCAGUUUAUACCAAAGUUUAGCAAUCAAUAA